Talaromyces rugulosus is the source of this 921-nucleotide messenger RNA. RefSeq lists its product as uncharacterized. Lineage: Eukaryota; Fungi; Ascomycota; Eurotiomycetes; Eurotiales; Trichocomaceae. The record is from RefSeq and is a predicted model, not a curated record. Bases 1 to 921 code for a protein of 306 amino acids. The transcript has a single exon.
AUGCUUCCAGCCUCUAUCCGGCAACGGCUAAUAUCUCGCUUCAACUCGUCCCUGCCAGCGUCUCAGGACUCGCUCGACUCGACUCCACAUCCUGUCUAUAGUCUUAUCUCGGCUUCGGAGCCGCGAAUGAAUGUUUACGAAGAGUCAACAAACUCGCCAUCACGGCCGGCUACUGCAGAUAGUAGAGAUUCCACGCCGUCCGCUUCCACACAAGCUUCGGGAACUUCGACGCCAGAGAUAGACCGCUCAGCAGUUGUAUCCACCUAUGAAGCGGACUCGGGUUUAAGAUGGAAUAGAGUCGUUCCAGCUUUUAAUCUUCUCCGCAAUGCCGGCUUCGAGGCCCAGCAACCAAACUCGGAUACUCGCCUCAUUCGCAGCCUGUAUAUAAACGGUCUAGGGUAUCUUUUAGAAGCCUUGCCCUCGGAUCUGACCCGCGAUGAAGUCCGUUCAAUCCAGGAGCGCCUCCCAGAGACUAUAAAGCCGAGUAAUGCUACUGAGUCUUCUGAAAACAGACUACAGAAUAAGCCGACCAGACAAGAUCCUCCGUCGUACCUGCACCGAAUAAUCGCUUCUGUGAUUGUCUACGGCUUUAUAUUAUUGCAAUUCGUUGUUCCAUAUGGCAAGGCACUUUUGCAAUCGGCAUAUCGCUAUGAGCGAAACCACCGGAUUGCCGCAAGAGUGCUGACUGCAGCGUUAGAGACUGCCGACGGGAUCGGAAAAGGCGCCAACGAUGUGAGCUCGACACUUUUGACACUGAGCGAAGGCAGACUUGGGGCUGCAGUUAUCAACCUGGUGGCAUGGCUUAUCGAGGCCGUGGCUGGCGGGGUGUAUGAUGGAGUUGGCGAAGGGCUUGUUGUACUUGGAGCGAUUCGCCCCCAUACAGACUUGCAACGGGGGUGGCAAGCAUCUACCUGGACGUAA